AUGAAAAUCUUGAUAAUCCUGAUAAUUCUCUUGGCUUUAGUCAUCAAUCUAUCUGCCACACUAGUAGAAGAUGAGGAAAAAGAUGCUUUUCCUACUUAUGGGUCGUUAAGAGGAGCUAAUCGGUUCCUUGCACAACAAUUGAGGGGCCUGUUGAAAUGCAACAAGAAUCCACGACUCUGCAGGGUGAAAGGAAGCGUAGGUCCAGAUUGUUGCAAGAAGAAAUGUGUAAAUGUUAAGACUGAUAAACAAAAUUGUGGACUUUGUGGGAAGAAAUGCAAGAACCAAGAAAUAUGUUGCAAGGGAAAAUGCGUGAACCCCCUGGCAGACAAGCGUAAUUGUGGAGGAUGCAACAAUAGAUGCAAGAAAGGGAAUUCUUGCGUAUAUGGUAUGUGUAGUUAUGCAUAA
This is a messenger RNA of Lactuca virosa, 405 nucleotides long. The record is from the annotation of a GenBank genome assembly. NCBI's taxonomy places the organism in Eukaryota, Viridiplantae, Streptophyta, Magnoliopsida, Asterales, Asteraceae.